This is a messenger RNA of Amorphotheca resinae ATCC 22711, 404 nucleotides long. RefSeq lists its product as hypothetical. Bases 115 to 351 code for a protein of 78 amino acids. Lineage: Eukaryota; Fungi; Ascomycota; Leotiomycetes; Helotiales; Amorphothecaceae. The record is from RefSeq and is a predicted model, not a curated record. The transcript has a single exon.
CGGUUGAGGGUGUCGUGGGUGUCGUCGCUAUCCAUUGGUCAUGCGCACAUGUGAGCCCUUAGCGCCAUCUCGGAGCCCCCGGCCGAUGGCCCAUCUCGUAUCGCAUUGCCUCACAUGCACCGCCCACCGUCUGUCUGCACAACAUCCCUCCCCUCCGCCGCGGCCAUUCGCUGGAUGUGGAUGGCUUCCGCUGCGCCCGCGUCGCUUCCGCGCGGUGCACUAACGCCUUUGCGGAUCGGGCCAAAUUUAAAUCAAACGACAGCCGACGACGUCGCCGGUCGAGAAGGUCGAGCGCGCAGCAAGGGCAUUCAUCACGACACCCUCACGUCUGCCCCGUCCAUCAUCAUAUGAUAUCAUAUUAUUCCUCACCUACAUCCCACCUCUUCCAUCAUUCAAUCUCUACC